AUGGACUUCUCCAUGGGGCUGCCGGACGCGGCAAGCACCGCUGAUAAGGGCCGAAGGAGGAGCAAGAAGGACCAAGCCAAUGACGACAACAACAAGAAACGCAGAUGUAUCUCCAGCGCCUGUGUGCCCUGCCGCAAGAGGAAGAGCAAGGUGAGCUUGGCCUACUGUCUGCUCAUCCAGUGCGACGGAACAACACCUGCGUGCUCCGCCUGCGCCGCCGUAUACAACACGCCUUGCGUUUACGAUCCCAACUCGGACCAUCGCCGCAAGGGCGUCUACAAGAAGGACAUUGAGGGCCUCAAGACGCGCAACUCGACCCUGCAGACCCUCAUCCAGGCCAUCCUGAACUACCCCGAAGACGACGUCGCCCCGCUCGUCCAGCAGAUACGAACAUGCGAGAGCCUGGAUGCUGUCGCCGAGGCCAUCAUCGCCAAGGAGAACGGCGAGGAUGUCGACGAUGAGGAGGUCAGCCCGCUACAGACGCCCGUCGCCCAAACCACGUUUGAGAGCCAGCUGAGCGGGAAGAUGGGCGAGCUGAGGCUCCAAGACGGGUCCACGAGGUACAUUGGGGGUACAUCGCAUUUAAUAUACAUGGGCGCGGGUGACGGCGACACGGAUUCUUCGCAAUCGCUCGUGGGUGCGGAUCAGUACGAUCAGACCGAGGACCCGUUGACGUCGUGGACAAAUGUUACCACGGAUCCGGAGCUCGUUCGGCAUCUUAUCAAUAUGUACUUCUGCUGGCAUUACAGCUUCUUCACUACGCUGUCGAAGCACCUCUUCAUGAAGGAGUUUCAGCUGGGGAAGCCACCGCCCGGGUCGAGACGGAAGGCGGAAUACUGCACGCCAUUGCUUGUCAAUGCCAUGCUCGCGCUUGGCUGCCAUUUCACAUCGUGGCCGGGCGCAAGGGCUGUACGGGACGACUCGUCAACGGCAGGAGACCACUUUUUCAGAGAGGCGAAACGGCUGAUACUGGAAGAUGACCUCCACGAGGUGCCUGCUUUGACAACCGUGCAAGCGCUGGCGCUCAUGUCUGUUCGGGAAGCGGGUUGCGGAAGAGAAGCAAAGGGGUGGGUGUACAGCGGCAUGAGCUUCCGCAUGGCGUGCGACCUGGGGCUGAACAUCGAUAUGACGAGUAAAAGUAAGAUUGAGGAGACAGAGGAAGAUGCGAGAAGAAUAACGUUCUGGGGCUGCUUCUUGUUCGAUAAGUACGUUCUCUUGAUGUCCUGGGUAGGGGGAAAUGCUGACUUUAGUAGAUGCUGGUCCAAUUAUCUCGGAAGACUACCACAGCUGCCUAGGGCGAUUGUGACAGUUCCUAAGCCUGAAGUCUUCCCGACAGAAGACGCGGAAAUCUGGUCUGCAUACACAGAUUCCGGUGUUAGCCAGGCGCAUUCACAGCCUUCGCGGACACGAGCGGUACGUCAAGACCGUAUGUAG
Messenger RNA from Didymosphaeria variabile, 1434 nucleotides. RefSeq lists its product as uncharacterized. Lineage: Eukaryota; Fungi; Ascomycota; Dothideomycetes; Pleosporales; Didymosphaeriaceae. The record is from RefSeq and is a predicted model, not a curated record. Gene Ontology annotation, biological process: regulation of DNA-templated transcription; DNA-templated transcription. Gene Ontology annotation, molecular function: zinc ion binding; DNA-binding transcription factor activity, RNA polymerase II-specific; DNA binding. The coding region runs from base 1 to 1434 and encodes 477 amino acids. The transcript is spliced from 2 exons.